Molecule: messenger RNA, 468 nt
Organism: Chionomys nivalis (European snow vole)
Lineage: Eukaryota; Metazoa; Chordata; Mammalia; Rodentia; Cricetidae
Gene: Spmap1
Product: sperm microtubule associated protein 1
Exons: 3
Coding region: 1-468 (155 amino acids)
Source: RefSeq, a predicted model, not a curated record
AUGUCUCGUUUUUGUGAGUGUCCUAAGCGACUCGAAAAGGGCUUUGUUUUGGAUGGGGUUGCUGUGAGCACAAUGGCCCAGGCCUACAGCCUCUCGAGGCCCAAGGUGUGGUCCGCGAUUCCACCCUACAACCCACAGCAGGACUACCACACUCGCCGGUACUUCCGGAGCCACGUGGUUCCGCCCAUAUUGCGGAAAACUGAUCAGGAUCGUGGCGGUACAGGAAGGGAUGGCUGGAUAGUGGAUUAUUUCCACAUUUUCGGUCAAGGACAGAGAUAUCUGAACAGGAGAAACUGGGGAGGGGCAGGGCAUUCCCUCCAGCAGGUGAGUGGACAUGACUACCACAAUGCCAACCUGAAGCCCAUAACGACGGGCUUAAACGGUCGAUUCGGCUACCGCAGGAACACUCCAGCCCUCCGUCAGCGCACGUCAGUGUUUGGAGAAGUCACUCCAUUCCCCGUCUUCUGA